ACUAGCCCAAAAGUUUGAUGUCUUGCAUCGAUCCAUUUCCUUCACACGUGUGACUUGCUGCACAGCUGAUCUAUGCCCCUCUCCCGGGCACAAGAUCUAUGACCACUGCACUUCCUUUCCCGUAUGGUGAAACUUCGUAACAACAGAUUACAGUGACGAGAGUCUUCACUCCAUCGACGCACAUCCGAGAUGGCUUUCAUGGCGGUCUUGGAGUCCGACCUCCGCGCUCUCUCUGCCGAAGCCCGCCGUCGUUAUCCCGCUGUUAAAGACGGCGCAGAACACGCCAUCCUCAAGCUUCGAACGUUGUCAAGUCCGAGUGAAAUUGCACAUAAUGAGGACAUAUUACGCAUAUUUUUGAUGGCUUGUGAGGUCCGAACAGUCAAGCUUAGCAUUAUUGGGCUUUCGUGUCUGCAGAAGCUGAUAUCCCAUGAUGCUGUUUCCCCAUCCGCCCUGAGGGAGAUUCUAUCUACCCUGAAGGACCAUGCUGAAAUGGCGGAUGAGGGUGUUCAGCUCAAGACCCUUCAAACAACAUCAAUAAUAUUUCAAUCACGAUUGCACCCUGAAAAUGAGGAUACCAUGUCUCAAGCUCUCGGUAUCUGUCUCAGGCUUCUUGAAAACACUCGAUCUUCUGAUAGUGUGCGGAAUACUGCAGCAGCUACCUUCAGGCAGGCAGUAGCCCUAAUUUUUGAUCGUGUAGUUUUGGCCGAGUCUCUUCCAGCUGGCAAAUUUGGUUUUGGAGGUCAGCUCACUAGGACAACUUCGGUUACUGGUGAUGUUAACCGUAGCUUCAAUUUGUCAAACUCAUUAGAUAAUGAAAUUGUUUCUGGGAGUCCUGCUGUGAGGAGGGAGAAUUUAACUGAAACCGGAAAACUUGGACUGCGCUUGCUUGAAGACCUGACAUCUCUUGCCGCAGGUGGAUCUGCAAAUUGGUUACGUGUCAACAUUCUUCAGAGAACAUUUGCACUUGAUAUUCUUGAGUUCAUUUUGUCCAAUUAUGUGGCUAUCUUCAGAACCUUGUUACCCUAUGAACAGGCUUUACGACGACAAAUUUGUUCACUUCUUAUGACUUCACUUCGUACCAAUGCUGAGCUUGAAGGAGAAACUGGUGAACCUAGCUUUCGUCGUUUGGUCUUGCGUUCAGUUGCUCAUAUCAUAAGACUUUAUAGUUCUUCCCUUAUAACUGAAUGUGAGGUUUUUCUCAGUAUGUUGCUGAAGGUUACUUUUCUUGAUUUGCCAUUAUGGCAUCGCAUUCUUGUUCUUGAGAUUUUAAGGGGGUUUUGUGUUGAGGCACGGACACUGCGGAUUCUUUUCCAAAAUUUUGAUUUGCACCCCAAGAAUACAAAUGUUGUGGAGGGAAUGGUCAAAGCUCUUGCUAGGGUUGUUUCAAAUGUACAGGUUCAAGAAUCAAGCGAGGAGAGCUUGGCUGCUGUUGCUGGAAUGUUUAGUAGCAAAGCUAAAGGUAUUGAGUGGAGUCUAGAUAAUGAUGCAUCCAAUGCUGCUGUUCUGGUUGCCAGUGAAGCACAUGCCAUAACUUUGGCAGUUGAAGGCCUGUUAGGAGUUGUCUUCACUGUUGCAACUUUAACAGACGAAGCCAUAGAUGUUGGAGAGAUUGAGUCUCCUAGAUGUGAUAAUGAUCCAUCUGUGAAAAUGUAUGGCAAAACUACAGUUCUCUAUAUCUCAAUGGUUUAUUCACUUGAUGCAUUAUCCCUUAUUUUAUCAAGGUCACAUGGAGAGGCCAUUGUUUUAGAAAUAUUAAAGGGAUACCAGGCAUUUACUCAAGCUUGUGGUAUUCUGCGAGCUGUAGAACCUUUAAACUCCUUUCUUGCAUCCCUUUGCAAAUUUACAAUCAAUUUUCCUGUUGAAACAGAAAGAAAGAGCAGUGCUUUGCCGUCUCCUGUAUCAAAACGGUCAGAACUAUCACUUGAUCAGAGCGAUAAUGUUGUGCUUACUCCUAAGAAUGUGCAGGCCUUGAGAACUCUUUUCAACAUUGCUCAUCGGCUGCAUAAUGUUCUGGGCCCAUCCUGGGUCUUGGUGUUAGAAACUCUGGCAGCUUUAGAUCGGGCAAUUCAUUCUCCACAUGCCUCUACUCAGGAGGUCUCCACCCCUGUAAAGUUCUCAAGAGAGUUGUCUACACAAUACAGUGACUUCAAUAUACUCUCGUCUUUGAACUCUCAGCUCUUUGAGAGCUCUGCUCUGAUGCAUAUAUCUGCUGUGAAGUCUCUCCUCAGUGCAUUGUGUCAACUUUCACAUCAGUGCAUGUCAGGUACUUCAAGCAGUUCGGGACCAACAACUAGUCAAAAAAUUGGAAGCAUCAGCUUUUCAGUGGAAAGAAUGAUAUCCAUCCUUGUGAAUAAUGUUCACAGAGUUGAACCAUUUUGGGAUCAAGUAACUUCUCACUUUCUUGAGCUAGCUGAUAAUUCUAAUCCACAUUUGAAAAACAUGGCACUUGAUGCACUUGAUCAAUCUAUAUCUGCUGUCUUGGGUUCGGAUAGGUUCCAAGACUACAAACAAUCUAAGUCUCUUGAAACAUCACAGGAAAUGGAAGUCAAUGUGGACAAGUUGAGGUCUCUUGAAUGUUCAGUCAUAUCUCCCCUAAAGGUUCUUUAUUUUUCUACGCAAAGUGUAGAUGUUCGUGUUGGAUCUUUGAAAAUUCUUUUGCAUGUCUUGGAGAGGUAUGGAGAGAAACUUCAUUACAGCUGGCCUAAUAUACUUGAAAUGUUGAGGUAUGUAGCAGAUGUUGUGGAGAAGGAUCUUGUUACUCUUGGCUUCCAGGUAUACUGAUUUAGUUUGCAGCAUUUAUUGCUCAACGGGGCUAUUGGUAUAUUGAGUUGACUAUUAGUACUUCUCUUGUUACUUCUGAUCAUGAUUCUGGAAAGUACACAUUAUUAAAUAGUGACAAGACAUAACUAAGUGUUGGCUAUACUGCUUGUCUGUCUAGGCUCUCUAGUUCCAUUUAGUCUUGCAUUUUGCCUCCAAAUUUUCUCUC
Molecule: messenger RNA, 2986 nt
Organism: Vigna umbellata (rice bean)
Lineage: Eukaryota; Viridiplantae; Streptophyta; Magnoliopsida; Fabales; Fabaceae
Source: RefSeq, a predicted model, not a curated record